GGCACCAAGAUUGGGCAAAUAAUUUUGACCCAUUCCAUAAUAACUAUUACUAUUAAGGCAGCGAAGAGGGGAAUGCAUGUUGUUGGAUCUUCGUUUUCUUUGUUAAUUAACGAAACUCAAACCAAAUCGUCACUCAAUAUUAUUAUUAUUAUAUCAAUAACGUUUCAUUUGCCUAUAAAAAGAAAUCACCGGAUUCAUUGAGUUUUCAUCACACUCCCACAAACAAAAAACAAAAACCCAAAGAAAUCUUAAAACAAAGAAACAAUAUGGUCGGUUGGGCUAUCGCUGUUCACGGCGGCGCUGGCGUGGAUCCUAAUCUUCCACCGCAGCGUCAAGAGGAAGCCAAACAGCUUCUUACUCAUUGUCUUAAUCUUGGUGUCUCCGCUCUCCGUUCCAAUGCCUCCGCUCUCGACGUUGUUGAACUCGUCGUGAGACAAUUGGAGACGGAUCCUUUGUUUAAUUCUGGCCGUGGAUCUGCUCUCACGGCAAACGGAACGGUGGAGAUGGAGGCUAGUAUCAUGGACGGUACCAAGAGAAGAUGCGGUGCCGUAUCUGGUGUCUCCACCGUGAAAAACCCUAUCUCGCUUGCUCGUCUUGUAAUGGAGAAAUCGCCUCAUUCAUAUCUUGCCUUUUCUGGCGCCGAAGAAUUCGCCAGACAACAGGGUGUGGAGGUGACAGAAAAUGAAUACUUCAUCACUCCGGAUAAUGUUGGCAUGCUGAAACUUGCAAAAGAAGCAAAUACAAUUCUGUUUGACUAUCGAAUUCCGACCGCUGGAAAAUGUGCCGGACUUGAAAGUCCAGUGAAGAUGAACGGUCUGCCGAUAAGCGUUUAUGCGCCGGAGACAGUUGGAUGUGUGGUGGUGGAUAGUGAAGGAAGAUGUGCUGCUGCUACAUCAACCGGUGGUUUAAUGAACAAAAUGAGUGGUCGAAUUGGUGACUCGCCAAUCAUAGGUGCUGGAACAUAUGCAUGUGAAUUAUGUGGAGUUUCUUGCACCGGUGAAGGUGAAGCUAUCAUACGCAGUACUCUUGCACGUGAAGUUGCGGCGGUUAUGGAGUACAAAGGUUAUAGGCUUCAAGAGGCAGUGGAUUAUGUGAUAAAGCAUCGUCUUGAUGAAGGGUUUGCUGGUCUUAUUGCUGUGUCUAAUAAGGGUGAAGUGGCUUAUGGUCAUAAUUGUAAUGGAAUGUUUAGGGGGUGUGCUACUGAAAAUGGGUUUAUGGAGGUAGGGAUAUGGGAUUAGAUAGUUAGAAAGGAAUAUUAUUAUAUAAAAAUAGUAGUAUUUGAGUUUGCUGGUCUAUACUCUAGACAAGUUGUAGUCAUUAGUAUUAUGAAUUUAAAUAGUUGCUAGAAUGGGUUACAUUUCCUUUUUUCUGUAUGAUAUAAAAUCAUCAUAUUCAUAUAAAUAAAAUACCGAGUGAUUUUAGUAUUA
Vicia villosa (hairy vetch) is the source of this 1427-nucleotide messenger RNA. Its product is annotated as probable isoaspartyl peptidase/L-asparaginase 2. Bases 267 to 1238 code for a protein of 323 amino acids. Gene Ontology annotation, molecular function: hydrolase activity. The record is from RefSeq and is a predicted model, not a curated record. The transcript is spliced from 4 exons. NCBI's taxonomy places the organism in Eukaryota, Viridiplantae, Streptophyta, Magnoliopsida, Fabales, Fabaceae.